GGCCUGAGACCCAGGGCUGGCUGGCUGACCGAGGCACAGAGCUCCCAAGGCCUGAGGAAGAGAAGCCCCUAGCUGCUGCUCCCCACCCCAAAACUUGCCCAACAACCUAAAUCUUGGCCCAGGAGAGAAGUCAUGUGGAGCCCAGAAUAGCUCCUGCUGGACCUCGUGGCUGGGUCAGGCUCCGGCUGGGGACAGAGGGGGCCCUCUGCCUCCUUUCAACCUCUCUCUGCCUGUGUCCUCUACCUCUGCUUCUCCCACCCCCUUUCCCUUCCUAUGUGCUCAUGAGCUGGUCCCCAGAAGAGUGCAGGGGGCAGGGAGACCCCCCCAGUGACAGACACACCCUCUGUGCCAGGCUGGUGGAGAAGCCCAGCAGAGGGUCCGAGGAGCACACCCAGUCUGGCCCGGGACCCAUUGUCACCCGCACGGCCUCAGGACCUGCCCUCGCCUUCUGGCAGGCAGUGCUGGCUGGGGACGUGGGCUCUGUCUCCCGCGUCCUGGCAGACUCCAGUACCAGCCUGGCUCCUGAUUCCGUCUUUGACACCAGCGACCCAGAGCGAUGGAGGGAUUUCCGCUUCAACAUCCGCGCUCUGAGACUCUGGUCUCUAACGUAUGAAGAGGAGCUGACCACCCCGCUGCAUGUGGCAGCCAGCCGUGGCCACACGGAAGUUCUGCAGCUGCUGCUGAGGCGGAGGGCGAAGCCAGACAGCGCCCCCGGGGGCCGCACUGCCCUGCAUGAGGCCUGUGCUGCAGGUCACACUGCCUGUGUCCACGUGCUGCUGGUGGCAGGAGCUGACCCCAAUAUCCCUGACCAGGAUGGGAAACGCCCCUUGCAUCUCUGCCGUGGGGCUGGUACCCUUCAGUGUGCGGAGCUGCUCCUGCGCUUUGGUGCACAAGUGGAUGGCCGGUCUGAAGAGGAGGAGGAGACCCCUUUGCACGUGGCAGCCCGACUUGGCCAUGUGGAACUGGCAGACCUGCUUCUAAGACGGGGUGCGUGCCCGGAUGCCCGCAAUGCCGAGGGCUGGACACCACUGUUGGCUGCCUGUGACAUCCGCUGCCAGUCUCCUGCCGAUGCCGAGGCCACCACUACCCGCUGUUUCCAGCUGUGCCGUUUACUGCUGUCAGCAGGGGCAGAUGCGGAUGCUGCCGACCGGGACAAACAGCGCCCCCUGCACCUGGCCUGUCGCCAUGGCCACGCGGCYGUUGUAGAGCUGCUCCUGUCCCGUGGUGUCAGUGCCAACGCCAUGGACUAUGGGGGACACACAGCCCUGCACUGUGCUCUGCAGGGUCCAGCUACAGCCCUGGCCCAGAGCCCUGAGCAAGUGGUGCGGGCUCUACUCAACCACGGCGCUGUCCGAGUCUGGCCAGGAGCCCUCCCCAAGGUCCUGGAGCGCUGGUGCACGUCCCCACGGACCAUCGAGGUCCUGAUGAACACCUACAGUGUCCUGCAGCUUCCCGAGGAGGCCAUGGGCCUGGUGCCUCCUGAAACUCUGAAGAAGCACCAGCACUUCUACUCUUCCCUCUUCGCCCUGGUGAGGCAGCCCCGGUCACUGCAGCACCUGAGCCGCUGCGCGCUACGUGCCCACCUGGCAGGCUGCCUGCCCCACGCCCUGCCCCGCCUUCCACUGCCACCCCGCCUGCUCCGCUACCUGCAGCUUGACUUUGAGGAUGUGCUCUACUAGGCAGGGGUGGAUGCUUCAAUCCCCACCUGAAAGGGGCAGACAAAUCACACAUCCAAGUGACAUCUGAUGAAGACAGCAAGUGGGCCACUCCUCUCCAAGCACCCUCUAGCCUGGAUGUGCAUUAAAAGUCUCCAGGCCAAGCUGGCAGUGGUGGUGCACACCUGUAAUCUCAGCAAUUUGGAAGGCUGACACAGGAGGACUGCAAGUUCGAGACCAGCC
Urocitellus parryii (Arctic ground squirrel) is the source of this 1898-nucleotide messenger RNA. It is a transcript of the gene Asb10, whose product is annotated as ankyrin repeat and SOCS box containing 10. Lineage: Eukaryota; Metazoa; Chordata; Mammalia; Rodentia; Sciuridae. Gene Ontology annotation, molecular function: protein binding. Gene Ontology annotation, cellular component: cytoplasm. The record is from RefSeq and is a predicted model, not a curated record. Gene Ontology annotation, biological process: intracellular signal transduction.